UUUCAGAGUUCCUCUGGUUAUGACAAGCAGGAUUCCUACAGCUCUCGUCGAAGAAGUUCCUCUCCAGAGGACAGGUAUCAAGACAGAGAUCGGUCACUCUCUCCAUAUGAUAAAGGUUACUCUGAUCGAGACCGGUAUGAUGAUGAUCGGCCAAGAAAUGGGCGAUAUGACCGGUCAGAGAAUACAAGGGAGUGGGAGAGAGACCGCUCAAGAAGAGGCCCAGAAGCAGACUUUGAACGAAAACGAAACAACAAAUCCCCUCCACCGUCUGGGAAUAGUGAGCAGAGAUCAGAAGAUCAAGGUUCAGCAGAGCCCCCAGUAAAGAAAAAGAAAGAGGAACUGGACCCCAUCCUUACUCGGACUGGAGGAGCUUAUAUUCCACCUGCCAAGCUGCGUAUGAUGCAAGAGCAAAUAACUGAUAAGAGCAGCUUAGCUUAUCAGAGAAUGAGCUGGGAAGCAUUAAAGAAGUCAAUUAAUGGUCUCAUUAACAAAGUCAACGUGUCUAACAUUGGGAAUAUUAUUCAGGAGCUCCUUCAAGAAAACAUAAUUCGUGGGCGAGGCCUGCUGGCUAGGUCAGUUCUUCAAGCUCAGAGUGCAUCACCCAUCUUCACCCAUGUGUAUGCUGCUGUAGUGGCAAUCAUCAACUCCAAGUUCCCUAUGAUAGGAGAAUUGAUUCUAAAGAGACUUAUCCUAAAUUUCCGUAAAGGAUACAGAAGGAAUGAUAAGCAACUUUGUUUGACAGCUUCAAAAUUUGUUGCCCAUCUAAUCAAUCAGAAUGUGGCCCACGAGGUACUGUCACUGGAAAUGCUGACUUUGCUGCUGGAGCGACCUACAGAUGACAGUGUUGAAGUUUCUAUUGGUUUUAUAAAGGAGAGCGGCCUUAAGCUAACUCAAGUAUCACCCAGAGGUAUAAAUGCUAUAUUUGAGCGUAUGCGGAACAUCCUACAUGAGUCAGAAAUAGACAAGCGUGUGCAGUACAUGAUUGAGGUCUUAUUUGCUGUCAGAAAAGAUGGCUUCAAAGAUCACCCAGUUAUCCCUGAUGGCUUGGACCUGGUGGAAGAAGAAGAUCAGUUUACGCAUAUGCUUCCUUUAGAAGAUGAUUACAACCCAGAAGAUAUACUUAAUGUCUUCAAAAUGGAUCCAGAUUAUCUUGAAAAUGAAGAAAAGUACAAAGUUAUUAAAAAAGAAAUCCUUGACGAAGGGGACACUGAUUCUGAAGGAGGAGACAGCGAAAAUGACAGCGAUGAUGAUGACGAAGAAGAGGAAGAUGGAGCUGAAGAUGGAGGGGAAGGGGAAAAAAUAACCAUUCAUGAUAAAACUGAAAUUAACUUGGUAUCGUUUCGCCGAACAAUAUAUCUUGCAAUUCAGUCAAGUUUAGACUUUGAAGAAUGUGCUCAUAAGUUAAUAAAGAUGGACUUUCCAGAAAGUCAAACAAAAGAACUUUGCAAUAUGAUACUGGAUUGCUGUGCUCAGCAGAGAACGUACGAGAAGUUCUUUGGCUUGCUUGCUGGGCGUUUCUGUUUGUUGAAGAAAGAAUACAUGGAGUCUUUUGAAGUCAUUUUCAAAGAGCAGUAUGACACCAUCCACCGGCUGGAAACAAACAAAUUAAGAAAUGUUGCCAAGAUGUUUGCCCACCUUUUGUAUACUGACUCUAUUCCAUGGAGUGUCCUUGAAUGCAUAAAUCUUAGUGAAGAAACAACAACAUCUUCUAGUCGUAUAUUUGUGAAAAUAUUUUUCCAGGAGCUGUGUGAAUAUAUGGGACUCCCCAAACUAAAUGCCAGACUUAAGGAUAUGACUCUUCAACCAUUCUUCAGCGGAUUGCUGCCCAUGGACAACCCAAAAAACACUCGCUUUGCUAUUAACUUUUUCACUUCCAUUGGUCUUGGAGGAUUGACGGAUGAACUGCGUGAACAUUUGAAAAAUGCACCAAAAAUGAUAAUGACCAAAAAGCAGAACGUUGAAUCAUCUGAUUCUUCAUCGUCCUCAGAAUCGCCUUCAGACUCAUCAUCUGAAUCCAGCAGUGACUCCAGCUCAUCCAGUGACAGUGAUUCCUCGAGCUCUGACAGCAACCCAGGUACUUAUUAA
Messenger RNA from Staurois parvus, 2085 nucleotides. The record is from the annotation of a GenBank genome assembly. Lineage: Eukaryota; Metazoa; Chordata; Amphibia; Anura; Ranidae.